Molecule: messenger RNA, 1280 nt
Organism: Oreochromis aureus
Lineage: Eukaryota; Metazoa; Chordata; Actinopteri; Cichliformes; Cichlidae
Product: G-protein coupled receptor 87-like
Exons: 3
Coding region: 1-921 (306 amino acids)
Biological process (GO): G protein-coupled receptor signaling pathway
Cellular component (GO): membrane
Molecular function (GO): G protein-coupled purinergic nucleotide receptor activity
Source: RefSeq, a predicted model, not a curated record
AUGCCCUGUGGUGCCCCCGUGCUGCACCUCGGACACACAGUCAUUGAGCCUCACAUACUGUGGUCUGUUGGUAAGGUGGGUUUACUGCUCAAUGGCUUCAUCCUAAAGUUUUACUUUCACCAAGUUCGACAGCAGGCAUCCAGCAGCUUGAUGGUCUACCUUAAGCACCUGACAGCUGCUGACUUCCUGCUCUGCCUCUCUCUGCCAUUGCGGAUAAUCCACUACGCCAGCAGCUCUGGCAUUGUUUACAUACUCCACUGCAGCUUUGGAGCUACUUCCCUGUACCUCAACAUGUACGCCAGCAUCCUGUUCAUGGGGUACAUCGCUGUUAACAGGUAUCUGAAGAUCGUCCAUUCUUCAGGAACUCACAUCCUGCAGACAGUACGGACUGCCCACAUCAUCUCCACAGUCACCUGGGUUUUUCUCCUGACUCAAGCAAUCGCCUACAACAUUAUGUUUUUCAUCACUCACAAUCCUCUGACCUCUGACCGUUGCUACUGUGGGCACCUCUUCAGUACAUCAUUCAGCGUCCUUCAUAACACAUUUCAAAUCAGCUGCACCAUCAUCUUCCUGUUGGUCUUCGUAUGCCUGGUCUUCUUCUACUAUAGCACCUCCCGCAGGGUGUUGCAGGCACACCAGAGGCAGCUGGCCUCCUCUGAGAAGCUGGUGAAGUCUCGCAGAAACAUGUUGGUGCUGGUCAGCAUCUUCUGUGUUUGUUUUGUGCCCUAUCACCUGGUUCGAGUUCCUUAUAGUUUUUUCUGGAAUAACUCUGUGGGUGGGGUGUUAUACUACCUGAAGGAAGUGGCCACCAUGGUGUCAGUUUUUAAUGUCUGUCUGGACCCUCUUGUUUACUUUUACCUCUGUAAGACUUUUCGGGCCCACGUGAGAAAGAUGUCCAGGAGAGUCAAUGAUCCAACAUAGAGAAAGGGAGAGAGCAUCAAGAGCAGCAAGGCAAACCAGCGAGCUGUAAGGUAAACAGUUUCUGCUGAGUUCAGAGAUCAAUAUGAGGCUCAACUCAGCAAUUCAUUUGGAGGCGAUGACAUCAUGUUAUUUAAAAAAAAUUAUUUUCAAUAAAUUUGAAACAAUUUAAAGGAAACCUUUUGCAUCCUAUCAUUAAAAGCUAUUUUGUUUGUAAUAUUUUCGAGGUGAAAAGAAAACAAAUGAAUCAAUUUUGAAUGAGGAUAUAACGUGACAAAACGUGAACCACUCAGGACACUCUCUGGAUCCACCGUGAGAACUGAACCUCUCUACUGCAGGCGUGGCUUAGUUUCAUCUUUCCA